UCAUCCAUGCAAGAUAUCUCACCCAUCUCCUUAAGAAAAAUCAGCGUGGAAUCUAAUGGAAGGGCUAAAGUUUGUACUAGUUUUUGUCCUCUUGGCUCUGGCUUCUUCAUUUGCCUCUGCCUUCGAUCCUAGUCCUCUUCAGGACUUCUGUGUAGCAGUGGAUGAAACCGAUGGUGUGUUUGUGAAUGGCAAAUUCUGCAAGGACCCAAAGGAUGUUACUGCAAAGGAUUUCUUCUCUUCUGGACUCAACAUUCCAGGGGACACUUCCGGUCGUGUUGGUUCAAAUGUCACUGCUGUCAAUGUUGAAAAAAUUCCAGGACUCAACACUCUUGGCAUAUCCUUAGCUCGCAUUGAUUUCGCUCCAUAUGGCCUAAACCCACCCCACACUCACCCUCGCGCCACUGAGAUCAUAGUAGUUGUGGAGGGUACGCUCUAUGUUGGCUUUGUCACGUCUAACUUAGCUAACGGAGAUAAUCGCCUAAUCACCAAAGCCUUAAAACCUGGAGAUGUUUUUGUGUUUCCAAUUGGACUCAUUCAUUUCCAAUUCAAUAUGGGAAAAACCAAAGCGCUUGCUUUCGCCGGCUUAAGCAGCCAGAACCCUGGUGUAAUUACAAUUGCGAAUGCGGUGUUUGGAUCGGAUCCACCCAUUAAUCCUGAUGUCCUCGCCAAGGCCUUCCAACUGGACAAGAAGGUAGUCGACUAUCUUCAGAAAUCAUUCUAGUCGGACAAGAACAAGACAUGGAGCAGUGGCCCUGCGAUAUCGGAUUAUAUUUGACGUGUUCUCAUCGUUAUUUCCGCUGUCGUAUUUUUUUUCAUAAAUAAAUAGGUUGCUGAACCUGUAUCUUAUGCUUAUUCUAUCAUAAUAUACAAAGCAUUAUAAUA
Messenger RNA from Populus euphratica (Euphrates poplar), 882 nucleotides. RefSeq names its product germin-like protein subfamily 1 member 7. Bases 56 to 721 code for a protein of 221 amino acids. Lineage: Eukaryota; Viridiplantae; Streptophyta; Magnoliopsida; Malpighiales; Salicaceae. Gene Ontology annotation, molecular function: manganese ion binding. The record is from RefSeq and is a predicted model, not a curated record. The transcript has 2 exons.